GUGUGUUGCAUUCAUUAUUGUGAAAUAGUUUAGCUAGAUUAGGUAGAGUUUUGUUAUUUUUUAAAUUUCCUAACGCAAGUGGCACCAGUAUGGGACAGCACGUAUCCCGUACCGAUUUCGAAUGGACGUACACGGAGGAACCGCAUGCCAGCCGGCGCAAGCUAAUCCUGGAAAAGUAUCCCCAAAUCAAGAAACUUUUCGGGUACGAUCCACAAUUCAAAUGGGUCGCCAGUGCGAUGGUUCUCACCCAGCUAGCGAUGCUGUUCGUCGUGAAGGACCAAUCGUGGAAGAUGGUGUUCCUUCUGGCGUACUGUUUCGGGGGUGUGAUUAAUCAUUCGCUAAUGCUGGCGUGCCAUGAAAUUGCUCACAAUCUCGCGUUUGGGCACGCGCGACCAAUGGCGAAUCGGUUGUUUGGCUUCUUUUGCAACCUUCCGAUCGGGUUACCGAUGUCGGUAUCGUUCAAGAAGUACCAUCUGGAGCACCACCGUUAUCAGGGUGACGAAGUGAUCGACACGGAUUUGCCCACGUACCUGGAAGCGAAACUGUUCUGCACAACGGUUGGCAAAUUUUUCUGGGUCUGUCUCCAACCGCUGUUCUACAUCUUUCGGCCACUGAUAGUGAAUCCGAAACCACCGCAAAAGCUCGAACUGGUAAACGGGGUCAUACAGCUUGCCUUCAACACACUCAUCGUGCAGUACUUCGGGUGGAAAGUGAUGGUCUAUCUGAUCGUUGGAUCACUACUUGCGAUGGGCCUUCAUCCGGUGGCGGGACAUUUCAUCUCCGAGCAUUACAUGUUUGCGAAAGGGUUCGAAACGUACUCGUACUAUGGACCUCUGAACUGGAUCACCUUUAAUGUGGGGUAUCACAACGAACAUCACGACUUUCCUGCCGUCCCUGGCCGAUUGCUGCCGGAAGUGAAGCGAAUUGCGCCCGAAUUCUACGACAACAUCCCGCAGCACACGUCCUGGACGCGGGUGCUGUACGAUUUCAUCACCGACCCAUCCAUCGGACCGUACGCUCGUAUCAAGCGUAAAGCACGCGGUCUGGAUUCGUAAACCAGAUAUUACCAGG
Messenger RNA from Anopheles maculipalpis, 1071 nucleotides. RefSeq names its product sphingolipid delta(4)-desaturase DES1 (gene ifc). The record is from RefSeq and is a predicted model, not a curated record. The transcript has a single exon. Gene Ontology annotation, cellular component: membrane. Lineage: Eukaryota; Metazoa; Arthropoda; Insecta; Diptera; Culicidae. The coding region runs from base 90 to 1055 and encodes 321 amino acids. Gene Ontology annotation, molecular function: sphingolipid delta-4 desaturase activity. Gene Ontology annotation, biological process: ceramide biosynthetic process.